Molecule: messenger RNA, 3693 nt
Organism: Schizosaccharomyces cryophilus OY26
Lineage: Eukaryota; Fungi; Ascomycota; Schizosaccharomycetes; Schizosaccharomycetales; Schizosaccharomycetaceae
Product: signal recognition particle subunit Srp54
Exons: 3
Coding region: 169-1734 (521 amino acids)
Biological process (GO): SRP-dependent cotranslational protein targeting to membrane, translocation; SRP-dependent cotranslational protein targeting to membrane
Cellular component (GO): cytosol; signal recognition particle, endoplasmic reticulum targeting
Molecular function (GO): 7S RNA binding; GTPase activity; endoplasmic reticulum signal sequence receptor activity
Source: RefSeq, a predicted model, not a curated record
CUUAUGGAGGUGCCUGUGGUUUGAAAAUUCAUAUGCGACGUUCUUUGUACGAUGUCAACAAUACGAUGUCAAGGCCUAGCGUAACUUGCCAACUACCAAAAACUCAAAACGACAAUUCAGCUCCUUUUUGUCUCUUUAAAUCACCGAAGUUAGAUUUAAAUUGACAAAAUGGUAUUCGCAGAUUUAGGGCGUCGUUUAAAUUCUGCCUUGGGGGAUUUCUCCAAGGCUUCAUCUGUCAAUGAACAGCUUGUUGAUACUCUCUUAAAAAAUAUCUGCACUGCUUUAUUGGAAACAGACGUCAAUGUUAGACUCGUCCAAACGUUAAGGACCAACAUAAAAAAGAAAAUUAAUAUUAGCAACCUUCCUCAGGGCGUCAAUGGAAAGCGGAUAGUUCAAAAAACUGUAUUUGACGAGCUUUGCAGUCUCGUUGAUCCCCAAGUGCAAGCUUUCACACCUAAGAAAGGAAAGCCAUCGGUAAUUAUGAUGGUUGGUCUUCAAGGUAGUGGUAAGACUACUACAUGUACCAAGCUAGCUUUACAUUAUCAAAGAAGAGGCUUGAAGUCUUGCUUAGUUGCUGCGGAUACAUUCCGUGCUGGUGCUUUUGAUCAAUUAAAACAAAAUGCCAUUAAGGCUCGUGUACCCUUUUAUGGUAGCUACACUGAGACAGACCCCGUUGUUAUUGCUCAAGAAGGUGUAGAGAAAUUUACAAAAGAUCGAUUUGACGUUAUCAUCGUCGAUACUUCCGGUAGGCAUCAACAAGAAAAAGAGCUCUUUGCUGAAAUGGUUGAGAUCUCCGAAGCUAUUCAACCGGAUCAGACUAUUAUGAUUCUUGAUGCUAGUAUUGGUCAGGCUGCCGAACCUCAGGCUAAAGCUUUUAAGGAAAGUGCCAACUUUGGGGCUGUUAUCAUUACAAAAUUAGACGGCCAUGCUAAAGGUGGUGGUGCUUUGUCUGCGGUGGCAGCUACCAAUACGCCUAUUGUCUUUAUUGGUACUGGUGAACACAUUAAUGACUUGGAGAAAUUCUCGCCCCGAUCCUUUAUUUCCAAGCUUUUAGGAAUGGGUGAUAUGGAAGGUCUCAUGGAACACGUCCAAUCUUUAAAUUUAGAUAAAAAGAAUAUGGUCAAAAAUCUAGAGCAAGGAAAAUUUACUGUUCGCGAUUUUCGAGACCAACUUGGUAAUAUUAUGAAACUCGGACCAUUGAGUAAAAUGGCCAGUAUGAUUCCCGGUAUGAGCAAUAUGAUGCAAGGCAUGAAUGAUGAAGAAGGAGCUAUACGUAUGAAAAGAAUGCUUUAUAUCGUUGAUUCAAUGACCGAACAAGAACUUGAUUCUGAUGGUUCUGCUUUUAUAGAGCAGCCCUCUCGUGUUCUGCGAGUAGCAAAGGGUAGUGGUACCAGCGUCCUUGAAGUCGAAGAAACAAUCUCUCAAGUUCGUAUUUUUGCUCAAAUGGCAAAAAAAAUGGGAGGAAAAGAUGGUAUUUUGGGCAAGCUCGGUGGAAAUCCGGCUGCCGGUCUCAAGAAGGACCCCCGCCAAAUGGCAGCUAUGCAAAAGCGUCUACAAUCAAUGGGCAUGGGUGGUGCUGGUAUGCCCGACUUUAACCCUGGUUCGAUGAACUUUGGUGACAUAUCUAAAAUGGCGAACAUGUUGAUGGGAAGUGGUGGUGAACCCGGAGGAUUUGAUCUUAAAGGCAUGAUGAAUCAAUUGCAAGGCGCAACAAAGCCACCUCGGAGACGCUAAUUAUGUUUCUGUUGUACUUUAGUAAUUUACUCUUUUGGCAUCUUUACUUGUUUUAAUUAAAUGAAUAUCAACGGUAAACUAUGUUUCUUUUCUUAGACCUAAGAAUAUCUAUACUUUUACUUUCUAAUUCUAUACAUAAACAAUAUUAGCAGUGCAUUUUAUAAGCAGUAACCAAAAAUCUAACCUGGCAAUAAAUAGAAAGAGCGAGCGUAUUUUAGUUUAUGCAAACACUAUAGGAAUGUUCCAACAAUAAUUGAGUGACCGCGCAUUAGUCCUCUUCUUCUUUGACGUACACCUCUUCAUCAGAAUCAACUGUCAUUGAGUGAUCUUGAUUUGUUGUUUCAGAAUUUAAAUCGUUAUAAGCAAGAGGCUCCUCUUCUUUGUUCUCACUUUCUUUACUUUCGUCCACCUCUGGGUGUUCUGCGUCACUCUUUGCUUCCUGUUCUUCCCUUUCAAGUGCUGCUGCUUCGUUAUUUCUUAAAGUUGUUUCAAACUUUUUUAGAAUAUUCAUACUAGUAGAGUCUAACGUUAAGCCAUGCUAAGAAAUUAAUAUCUGGUCUUGUAAAAUAAAAAGUUUUACUUACAUUCUCAAAUGUUUGUAAUUUCCUAAUCGAUUUGCUAAAGUCGUCAGAAGGCAAUGUGUCAGGGAUAUUAAGUUUUCCGAGCAAAGAAACCAUGAGUUUCCUAUCUUUUCCUACAGACGUUUAGUAAAAGCCAAAAAUACCAACUACUUACCUUCAGGUGCACGAGGCAAGCAUUCAAAGAUAUUAUUCGCCAAGUCUUUUCGUUAUCAGUCCAAUCAAGCAUUUGCAAAGAAAUUUGGGAAGUCGAUAAUUGAAGAUCAUCCUCAUCUAUAUCGCGGUAUACUUCCAUUAAAUUCAAUAACGUGUCGCAAAAUACCUAUUUAAUUGUUAGAAUAAGCAUUAUAGAAUCUAAUACCUCUGCGACUUUCCACUGGUUUUCAGGAGAUCCAUAUACAUAAACUGGAAAGAAAUAACCUAACACCUGACGUAAAGCAAAGUUCUCAACAGUAUUUGGCUCAAAAUAUUGGAUUAUUAAAGGCUUAAGAAACUGUUCAUAGUUAGUAUUAUUAUUAUGGAAACUACUUUCACGUACUAGUUCAUCCCGAUAAUGAACAAUUACUAAAAGUUUCGCAAUUGCUUCAGCACUAAGGGUUUGCAACUCAGCCUCAUCGAUGUUGAAAAGAGUUUCAAGCAACAACGACGAGAAUUGCUCAUCGUAUGUGGAGAAUCUAUCCUUCCCGUGUUGAAGAAAGAUAUCGGUCAAGGUUCGAAGGGCAAUAAUCUUUAAAUUAUCUGUUCCUUUUUCCAAGCAAUGUAAAUAUAAAGGAACAUUUUCAUAAGCUAAAUCGCUAUUUAAAAGGCAGACAAGACUCAAACAUUCUAAACCUUUUUCGCGAAUUGGCAAAUCAUGAGAUUUUACAGCAGGUAUAAUUAAAGAUUUUAGUAAAUCAAUGACAUAUAAGUUUUCAUUUAGUGGGGAAGAUAUAUUUUCAAACAAGGCUUGGACAUAAGAAAGGCAUCUUAGUUCACUAAAUGCUUCCUUAUAUUCUUCGGUUUCUUCGUUAGCUUCAUCUUCUUCCAUGUUUGAAGGAACGGGAGAUGAAGCAGCUUCAGGUUCUUUUUCCUGGGGAGACUUUGGUGGAGCCUGUUGGAGUUCAGAUUCCUUCGCGGUUUCAGCAUGUCCUUGUUCGAAUAUGUCCGUAAUAAUUUCUACCAGCAAAGAGCAAAAAUCGGUUUCAGUAGAACAUAAUUUUUUCAAUAAUUCCACAUGAAGAGAUAUCAAGGUUUCAGAAAGCAACGAAGUGGAAAGACUGUUAGUUAAACUCUUUAAUAGUUUACGUCUUCCAAUUUCAUCAGCCAUAUCUUGGUUUAAGGCAAUUAGCAAAAGUUGUUCAAUGAUAAAAGAAGCCUCCUCAUAAGUAGAUCUAUCACGUAG